Molecule: messenger RNA, 2404 nt
Organism: Hypanus sabinus (Atlantic stingray)
Lineage: Eukaryota; Metazoa; Chordata; Chondrichthyes; Myliobatiformes; Dasyatidae
Gene: mettl26
Product: methyltransferase like 26
Exons: 6
Coding region: 197-817 (206 amino acids)
Source: RefSeq, a predicted model, not a curated record
UAACGUUCAGUAUCGGACUACAAGUACCAGGGUACGGUGCGGCCCGAGCAUCCAGCUGCCGGGAAAGUUUCGGGCUGUGAGACUCCGGGGGCCGUUGCUGAGUGUUGGAAGGAGUGCAGUCACCGUCUAAACGGCCCGCCAGCUGUGCCGCUCCGCUCUCGGCUCGCUCCGGAGUCAGUCCAGCCUGAGCUGCAAAAUGAUCGUGGCGCCGGCUGCCGAGAGGAACAAGGAGCCCAUCCUGAAUGUGAUCAGACAGCAGCUGCAGCCCGGAGUCCCCGCACUCGCUCUGGAACUGGCGUCGGGCUCCGGCCAGCACAGCGUGCACUUCGCCCAGGCGCUGCCCAGCGUGCUGUGGCAACCCUCUGAAGUGGAGCCGAGAUCUCUGGAAAGCAUUUCUGCAUAUAUUGCAGCAACUCGGGUGGAGAAUGUCAAGCAGCCGCUUAAUAUUGACUGCUCACAAAGCUGGGAGACCUGGGGAGGAUUGCAGCCAAACACCUUUGAUCUUAUUUUAAAUAUCAACAUGAUUCAUAUCACAGAAAUAAAGUGCACCAAGGGUCUCUUCAAAGGAGCUGGCCAAUUACUGAAACCAAACGCCUUACUGAUCACUUAUGGGCCCUAUGCGAUCAAUGGCUUGAUUACUCCACAGAGCAACAUAGAUUUUGAUUUGACUUUGAGGCAGAGAAAUCCAACCUGGGGUUUGAGAGAUUUGAGCAUAUUACAGAAGCUUGCUGAAGAAAAUGGGAUGACAUUCAAACAGAUGGUUGAUAUGCCAGCUAACAACAAAUGCCUGAUUUUUCAGAAAAGGUCAAGUGUAUAGCAGAGUCAUCUCUUCUGCAAUUCCAUGCAUCAACACAGAGGAGCAGAACAUUUAGCUCUAAUUCUUGUAAUAAUUCAUUAAUAAAGCAGAAUUGUUGCUAAACCUCUAUUAAUUAGUUACUUUUGUAAUUAAACCAAAGGGUUGACUCUCAAGAAAAUGUAUAUUUUUCCUAGACAACUUUUGUUUUAAUGGCCUGUAGGCAUUUUCCUAAGUUUUGAAAUAUGCUGACCCAGAAGAAUUAACUUUCUAUGAAAAAAUUUAUUGUGUUGGAGAAGUACACAGCUUUUCUUACCCUCUCAUGUCUUUUCAGUUUCUUCUUGGUGGCUGAGCAUUGCAAUUUGUUAUUAGGGAUUUUCACUGAUUGAGCAAAAUAUGAGGUGGUGAAGGUCACCACCUCUCUUAUUCAAGGUGAGAUACCAGUGCAUUGAUGCCACUGCAUUUCGUAAUGUAAACAGAAAUGCUGUCUCCCAAAUGUUGUUCUGCAUAAGUAACUUUUUAGAAGAGGAAUUGCUAUCAUUGCAAACAUAAUCUAGUUACUGUUGGCUUGGAGUAGACUGUGUUUUGUCUAUGAUCUUGUACUACAUGUAGCUUGCACUUGAAGAGAUUGUAACUAAAUGAACUCAGAGGUGUGCAUAUUGAUGUAAACUAUCUUUAUUUGAGUGAUUUUUUUUUAAAAUGUGACAAUAUCAACAAUGUGUGUAAGGCAAAAUCACAAUUGAAUAUUAAGACCCAAAUGAUGGUUCAUCAAUGGCAAAAAAACCAUCAAUGGGUAAACAUAAGCCUGAUGAAACCAUGUACAGGCUUGGAAAAACUUUCUUGCUAAAGAUAGUGUUUGUGUUUUGGCUGCACACAUUUUAACAGAGGGUUCAAAUUUAUGUAAAGUAAUUCUACAGAAUGAGUCAUUUGAUAUCAAUUUGCUUAUUACCUCAUUCAACACAAACUGGUUGUGUCAAUCACCGGAGAUUAAGGACAAUUUUUCCUAUUCCUGUAAAAUCAUGCUGAUUCAUUGAUGUAAAAUUAUCUGAGGUGAAGAUUUGGGUGAAGUACAGUGUUGGAAGAGAGUGAAUGGUGUUUUCCAAUAUGUCAAGCUCUUUUUGAGAUGUAAAGGGUAUUUUAUCCUGAUACUGGAAUGGAAAAUUUCCUUUUUGUUGUUAUAAUGGCCCAAACUUUCUCAAACAAGAAACAGUAAUCACGGUUGACCCCACAUCAGUUGCUGAAAGACACAUCUUUAUAGAUUAGUGAAAUCCAGUUUAUAGUUAAGUAUAUUGAAGAAUUCUAGCAGGCAGCAAACCAGGAGGUAAUGUGCUCUAUUUUUAUAACAUUGUAAACAAUUUCUUGAGCAAAAUAAAGAUUAAAAAAUUCAGAACUGAUGUAAGCUUAAAUUUAAAGUAUCAUUAAAAAUAAAGUUGACUUGUGAAAUUUGUGGAAUUUUGAAAUAAUUUGAUCUAAGGAAAUUAGGUAUGUUUUACAAAGCCAUGUGGUCAAUACUAUUUGUGUUUAGUUUGCAAUUCAAACACUCAGGCUUCUUCAGUGGAUUUUUUACAGUAAAAUUGCAGCAUUUAAAAAUAAAAGUUCAGUUCAAUUCUU